ACCGCUGCUGGCUGUUAGAUUGCGCAACCGGCAAAAAAUCCCAGUCUGCGACGACCUUUUCCUUUCUUUUGCUCCCAUAUCCCAACCCACUAUGCCUAAAUUAGCCAUAGAAACCACACCUUAAACAACUCCUAAUUUUCACUCACUCUGACCCAAUUCCAAAAAUAGUUGCCUUUGCAUCUUUGCUCAUUGGCAGCUUGCCACAUUUUUUCCAUGGCCACCUAUGCUUCCAACAUGAUUUGCUAUCCAAACCCAGCAAACCCAGUAAUCAAUGGAUUGAGAAAAACCCAUCACCUCCAAUUCAUGGGCAGCACUUUCUGGGCAAUCCCAAUGAGUCUCUGCUCCAAUGGCCAUUUUCACCGACCCUUAGCGGCUGCAAGCGUGGAAGAGACAGCAAAGACAGAAAGUAAAGAAGGGAAGCCAAGGUUUAAGUUGGAUGCGGUAGACCCUGAGAUUACUGAAGCCCAGAAACAAGCUAUAGCUCAAUUGCCAUAUCAUAUGGCCAAACGUUGUAAGGCAUUGAUGAGGCAGCUUAUUUGCUAUUCUCCUCAGAAGGGUAGUUUGUGUGAGUUAUUGGCUGCUUGGGUUAGGGCUAUGAAGCCUAGCAGAGCUCACUGGCUUGCGGUUCUUAAAGAAUUGAGGAUAAAGGAUCACCCACUUUAUCUUCAGGUGGCAGAAAUUGCUGUACUAGAAGAAUCUUUUGAAGCCAAUCUUCGUGACUAUACCAAAAUAAUUCAUGGUUAUGGGAAGCAAAACCGAAUUGAGGAUGCUGUUAAAACCCUUUCAAACAUGAAGGCUAGAGCCUUCAUAUGUGAUCAGGUAACUCUAACUGCCAUGAUUGACAUGUAUAGCAAGGCUGGACAUGUUAAGCUGGCUGAAGAAACUUUUGAAGAAAUUAAGCUCCUUGGGCAGCCCUUGGAUAAAAGAUCGUAUGGCUCAAUGAUCAUGGCCUACAUUAGAGCUGGAGUGCCAGAUCAAGGAGAGAGUUUACUCAUAGAAAUGGAUGCCCAAGAGAUUUAUGCUGGAAGUGAAGUUUACAAGGCGUUGUUAAGAGCAUACUCUAUGGUUGGUGAUACUGAAGGCGCUCAAAGAGUGUUCAAUGCAGUUCAGCUAGCUGGUAUUUCUCCGGAUGAUAAGCUAUGUGGACUUCUCAUAAAUGCAUAUGGUGUAUCAGGUCAAAGUCAAAAGGCACGUGUUGCGUUUGAAAACAUGAGGACGGCGGGUAUCAAACCGACUGAUAAAUGUAUAGCUCUAGUGUUGGCUGCUUAUGAAAAAGAGAAUAAACUUCAGAAGGCAUUAAAAUUUCUGAUGGCGUUGGAGAGAGAUGGUAUCAUGGUUGGGAAAGAAGCUGCAGAAACUCUGGCGGCAUGGUUUAGAAAACUAGGGGUUGUGGAAGAGGUGGAUACAAUCUUGAGAGAAUUUGCAGAAACGGAAGCAAAUUCCAGAGUUCCUGCUACAUAGGCUCCAUCUCCCAGUUUUAUUAUCUGCAGCCACGAGGACAAGUGUCAAUUUCCAAGUAUAUUACUCCUUCUGGUUGCCAGGAAUGAUAGGGAAAUUCAAUAUACCAGUAGGUCCACUACAACUUUGGAUGAUGAUUAACAACUACUAUCGUUUAGUAAUCUGACCUCAUUUGUGUGGAUGCAGCAUAUAAAGCCCAAAGAAUACGGUAAACAACUCACCUCUAAACGGGUACUGUAUCUUGAAUCAUGAAUGCUUCCAAUUAAGCUUUGCUGCUUAAAGCUUUUGCUCUAGUAACAAUUAGAUGGAAUGGAAUGUCAUUAUCCUUGGAGCUUGUUGUUUAUUCUCCUCAUGUGAAUUGUGUAUGGAUUCCUUCGGAUGCUCUGUUGUCUGCAUUCGCUGGCCUAACGUACAAAUUGGAUCGUUAAGGUCCAUCUGGUAACAUUUUUUAUUUUACUUAAAAACAGAGGGGAGAUGGAGAGAAAAAGGAAGAAUGCACGACAUUCAUUCGGUUUUGCCUGCGGAAACACUCAGAAACCAUGUUUUCUGUUUGUUGAAAAAAAAUAUAUUAUGAAUUCUUCCCUUCUUCCUAUAAUCAUGAUGAAACCCUUUUUUUGCAAGCAUUGACUUGGCUCUCGAACAUGGAUUCUUCAUUAUUGUUAUUAUUAUUAUUUAGUUUUAUCAAUGGAUGUAAUUGAUA
Prunus avium (sweet cherry) is the source of this 2158-nucleotide messenger RNA. Its product is annotated as Tetratricopeptide repeat (TPR)-like superfamily protein. NCBI's taxonomy places the organism in Eukaryota, Viridiplantae, Streptophyta, Magnoliopsida, Rosales, Rosaceae. The record is from RefSeq and is a predicted model, not a curated record. Gene Ontology annotation, molecular function: protein binding.